GCUGUCAUGGCUGCGCCCGUAGGUAGCCAUGGGGCUCCGUUUUAAAGUGAGUGGAGCGUGGGCGUAGAUGGAACGGCUAGGAGCAUCUUCUCUUAGACGUUUUGUUCUGAAGAAAAAAUUGUGAGAAGUGGUCCUGAUAUUAAGGGACGAGGGAUACGGUGUGCAGUCCAAUUGCGGAAGGACGUUAACAGUGGAAAAUGUCAGCACAGUGGAAGUGACUUUUGUUUCAUACUGACAUCUGAAAGGCAUUGAAAGUGUCUCAGUGGAUAACAAAAUGAGUAACAAAGCAGGUUCUGUUUUAUGGAACCUCACACAAUUCAGUACUUUAGCUCCAGCUAGCAGAACUUUGAGUAUAUAUUCUUUGAGACUUUGCAGACCAAAAAUUGCUCAUUCAAAGUGGAACCUAAGAAACCUUCCAUUUAAUGACUUUGGUAAUAGAAUGUGGCCAUCUGUUAGAUAUCUCUGUCAGGAUGCAUUCAUUUUUAAGUCAAGAAAUGGUGGCUUUCAGUCAGAAAGGUUAAGUGUUCUUACAGUCUUUAGAGUUAACAGACUCCUUUGUUCUAGAAGACUGUCAUUUGACUCAAAACAGUCCUUUGUUUCUGUUGGCACUUCUCAUAAUGGAUUGAAGAAAGUAAACUUUCAUCAUGAGGUCUCCAGUGAAGAUGUAGUCUCUCAGGAAAUGAAACCAGCCCCUAUCAACUAUAUGAAACUAUCUGAGGAGGCUAAUUCUCUGAGUGAUGUAUUAGAUACAUUUGCAAAGUCACCUACAUUUCCUAGUAGUAAAUACUUCUUAGCAAUGUGGACAAUUGCCAAAAGGAUGUCUGAUGAUCAGAAGCGCUAUGAAAAACAGUUGAUGUUUAAGCACCCUGCAUUUAACCAGCUCUGUGAACAAAUGAUGAGAGAAAUGAAGAUCAUGCGCUAUGACCACCUGCUGUUCAGUCUUCAUGCGAUAGUGAAACUUGGAGUCUUCCAGAAUACGAUUCUGGUACAGACUUCAUUGAGGGUUAUCCAGGAACGUAUCAAUGAGUGUGAUGAGAAAGGCCUCUCAGUUUUGUCAACUCUUUUAGAGGCAAUGGAACCAUGCAAGAAUGUACACGCUCUUCGAACAGGAUUGUGGUUGCUAGUUGAUCAGCAAGUUUGGAAGAUAAAAGAUGUCUUCAUAUUACAAACUGUGAUGAAAUAUAUUGGAAAAGAUGCACCAUUUGCUCUUAAAAGGAAGUUGGAGAUGAAAGCCUUGAGUGAGUUGGGUAGAUUUUCUUCUUUGAACAGCCAGUGCAUGUUUGAGGUUCUGUCCGGCAUGGGGCACCGUUCCAUCGCACUCCUGAAUGAGUGCAGCAAGAGGGUCAUAGAUACUAUCCAUGAAUGUCCUAUCAAAAAAUUAAUCAACAUACUGCAAUCCUGCAAAGACCUUCAAUACCAUAAUUCAGAGCUCUUCAAGGGAAUAGCAGAUUAUGUGACUGCAACUUUUGUUAUCUGGAAGUGGAAACAAAUUGUUUUUCUCCUCAUUUUGUUUGAAAAACUUGGCUAUCGACCUGCUGAUUUGAUGAACUUGUUUAUGAAGAAAAUUGUUAAGGAGCCUGAAUUGCUGACGAGGAAAAGCGUUGUUCCUAUUCUUCAUGUAUACUCUUCUCUUAAUCACAUCAACAAGCAGCAGAAUGAAGAGUUCCUAGAAGUUAUGGCUAGUGCUCUGACUGAUGAUCUUCACCAUGUCUCAUCUGAAAACCUGUUGAAUGCUGUGUGCUCGUUUUGUGUAAUGAAUUAUUUCCCCUCGGCUCUUCUUGAUCAGCUUCUCCAAAAGGAUGUCAUCCAUGAGCUGCUGACAUCAGGUGACAAGGAGAGGAAUGCUCACAAGCUUCAUUUUUUGAAUGCUUGUCUAAAACUUGAUCAUAGUUCUUAUGGCAAGGCUGUAGACACAGCCCUGCCACUGCUGCCAUCUUCCCCAUCAUAUCCAAAUGCAAAAGUUGCCGAAGGAUUGAGCAGGCUGCUGGGAGACAACAAAGGGUCUUUCUCAAAAGAUGUGCAGUUGCCACAUAAUUAUCACGUUGAUUUUGAAAUCAGAAUGGAUGCCAGCAAGAGAGCAGCUGUGCUGUGUGUUCCUAGAUCUGUUUACUGUUUGGAUUCAAGCCACCCCAGAGGAUAUUUUGCUGUGAAAAUGCGACAUUUGAAUAUAAUGGGUUUUCAUGUAGUCCUGGUCAAAAACUGGGAGAUGGAAAAAUUAAGUGCUGGGGAUGCAGUCACACUUUUGAAGACUAAGAUCUAUGCAGCUGAAGUACUUCCUACUACUGAUGGAAAUUUGCAAAGCUCAUAUUAAAUGUGAGAAACAUGGCAAACAGCUGAUCAACAUGAGAAAAUUUCAGUCUACUGGAGAAGACAUGCAUAUUCAAACAACAGAUAUUUUUGCCUUUGAGAUUAACAGUGUUUUAUUUUCCUUCAAGAAUUACAUUGCUGACGAAGGUGUAAUGAGACAAGCACUUGCAUGUGUUGCUGGUGAAGUGUAAAUUAAUUCAGACUUUCUGGAGUAUACUUUUUCUCCCAUAUUAAAAAAAAAUAGUUUUAUUAAAGUGUAAUUGACAUACAGUGAACUACAUACAUUGUAUUUAUGGUGCACAAUUUGGUAAAAUGUGACAUAAGUACAUACAUACCUCAAAAAUCACCACAAUCAAGACACUGAACAGAUGUAUCACCUCUAAAAGGAUUUGUUUCCCUCUGACCCUGGAGAGUACAGAUCUGUGGUGCACAGAUGUGGAAUGGUUUCCAUACCACUGGCUGCAGAGUAUUUGUGAAGUACUUGGGUUGGUAAAAAAAAAGUACUUUCCUUAUACAACAUAAUAAAAUCAUAAAGCUUAGUGUAACAAAUUCUGUAUA
Molecule: messenger RNA, 2865 nt
Organism: Octodon degus (degu)
Lineage: Eukaryota; Metazoa; Chordata; Mammalia; Rodentia; Octodontidae
Gene: Fastkd2
Product: FAST kinase domains 2
Exons: 13
Coding region: 275-2311 (678 amino acids)
Biological process (GO): mitochondrial RNA processing; regulation of mitochondrial mRNA stability
Cellular component (GO): mitochondrial matrix; ribonucleoprotein granule
Molecular function (GO): RNA binding
Source: RefSeq, a predicted model, not a curated record